Molecule: messenger RNA, 1530 nt
Organism: Osmerus eperlanus (European smelt)
Lineage: Eukaryota; Metazoa; Chordata; Actinopteri; Osmeriformes; Osmeridae
Gene: rassf4a
Product: Ras association domain family member 4a
Exons: 11
Coding region: 160-1134 (324 amino acids)
Biological process (GO): signal transduction
Source: RefSeq, a predicted model, not a curated record
GCCACUCACUCUCAUCCCUGUUCCAAGACUGUCUCCUGAAACAGCCCCUCAGGGUCCAGAAUGCGUGAAGACUGAUAUACGUGGAUUUCAAAUCAAACACCAGAAUACGUUGGGACGACUACUUAUAUUCUCCCUCGGUGAUGCUGUGUGUCUGUCGGGAUGGCUGCUGGCCAGAUGUUUGUGAAACUAAACCAGGAGAAGAUCAUUCCUAAGUCAGAUGUCCUCAGUCUCCUGAGGACCUACAACUGUUACCAUGAGGGUAAAAGCUUCCAGCUGAGAGCCAGAGAGGAAGAUGGGGAGCUGAUUCUGGAGGGUUUGCUGAACAUCUACUGGGGUCUUCGGAGACCCAUCCGCCUUCAGAUGCACGAUGACAAUGAACGAUUCUGCUACGGCAGCCCAGGAGUCAACAGGAAUGAGAGAUCCCUACUGUCAAUGCAGCCAACUUCAGAAUCCAACAACAACAUACUGGGCCGAAGUAAUGGGCCAGCCCUAACCAUGGGGGGUAGCGUGGCUGUGGAGGAGAAGCGAGAGGAAGAGAAGGAGGAGGAGGUGCCCCAGCUGCUCCGGACCAGGAGCGACGCCUCCUUCGUGGGAGUGCUGAGGAGGAGGUGCAAGAGCCACAGCGCCAAGGACAUGCAGCGCCUCCGCACACACAGAUACUCCAUCAACGGACACUUCUACAACCACAAGACAUCUGUGUUUACACCAGCUUUUGGGUCGGUUACAAACGUACGGGUCAAUAGCACCAUGACAACUGUCCAGGUCCUCAACCUGCUGCUACACAAGUUCAGGGUGGAAAAUCAAGCUGACGAGUUUGUUCUCUACAUGGUGCACGAGACUGGAGAGCGCAGCCAGCUGAGGGAGAGUGGGUACCCUCUGGUGUCCCGUGUUCUAUACGGCCCCUGCGAGAAGAUAUCCAAGAUCUUCAUUAUGGAGUCAGACCUGGGGGAGGAGGUCACAUACGACGUUGCCCAGUACAUCAAGUUUGAGAUGCCUGUUUUGGACAGUUUUGUUGUGAAACUAAAAGAGGAGGAGGAGAGGGAGAUCUCCAGACUAACCAGGAAGUAUAGUGCUCUGAAGUCCAUGAUAUUACAGCAGCUGGAAGGUGUCCCGGGCACAGCUGACCUGGUCUGAGGGUGUGUGUGUGUUUGUGUGUACAUACUUUUGUGCCAGUAUGUAUGCAAGCGUAUAUGUGUGUGGUAAGAGUGUGUGGAAAAUAACUAUGCUGAUGGUUAUACUACUGAAACAUUUGCACACUAUUUGUCAGCAGUUUUUAAAGUAUUUUACUGUAGCGAAUGUUAUAAACUUGUUGGCCUUUAUAGUUACACUUACAGUAAAACCAUAGUCUGCACCUAUGAACUUUGAAAAGGUUAUAAACUUGUCUUGUGCAUUUAUUUUACCUGUUUUUAUAUUUUUACUCUAAUAGUAGUGUUGUUACAGUAUGUACAAAUAAAAUAUUCUCAAGUAGCAAUAUUUGUAAUACUACAACAUGGAAUACAUGGUUUUAUACAAUAAAUCCCUUGUCCUUGU